Molecule: messenger RNA, 4424 nt
Organism: Oryzias melastigma (Indian medaka)
Lineage: Eukaryota; Metazoa; Chordata; Actinopteri; Beloniformes; Adrianichthyidae
Product: von Willebrand factor A domain-containing protein 5A
Exons: 22
Coding region: 1-3660 (1219 amino acids)
Molecular function (GO): 2-oxoglutarate-dependent dioxygenase activity; methyltransferase activity
Source: RefSeq, a predicted model, not a curated record
AUGAGUUACUUUGGUCGGCAGAAGGAUGCAGGAUGUGGCGUCUCAGUUCCUCUGCAGAGUGUGGAGGUGGAGCUGCAGGUGAAGGACCAUGUGGCUACAGUCAUCUCCACUCUGAACUACCAGAACAAGGAGGACAAACCUGUAGAGGCAGUUUUUGUCUUCCCUCUGCCUGGAGAUGCUGCUGUGUGUCAUUUCAGCGCUGGGAUUGGAGAGACACACAUUGUAGCUGAGCUGAAGGAGAAGCAGCAGGCUCGGGAGGAGUAUGAUGAUGCUCUGAGCUCAGGGCAGCAGGCCGUCCUGUUGGAGGAGAGUGAGGAGACUCCUGAUCUCUUCUUUCUGAGUGUGGGUAAUCUCCUUCCAGGGCAGAGUGUCUUCAUCAGGCUGGAGUAUGUCACUAUUCUGGCUGUGGAGGCUGAUAAUGGGCUGAGGUUCUGUCUGCCUGCUGUGCUCAACCCUCGCUACCAACCUCAAGAUACAAGAUUAAGUCAUCUUCGUUGGUUACCUGCCCAGAGUGACACAGCCUCUGAGGUUCCCUACAGUCUGUCCUUUUCUGCACGAGUGUCCUCUCCUCGUCCAGUUUCCAAAGUAGAGUCCAGCUGUUCUCUGGAGCCUCUUCAGUUCCUGAACUCUGAUCACACAGAGGCUGCUGUUAAGCUGGCUGCAGGACACAAGUUUGACAGAGAUGUAGAGCUGCUGAUUUAUUACAAAGAUGCUCACCAGCCCUCUGCUGUGGUGGAGGCAGGACAGGACUCUGCUGAGCCUGGCACUCUGAUGGGUGAUCCUGUGGUGAUGCUGAGUCUGUACCCAGAGUUCCCAGAGUCUCUGAUGUCUCCACUUGCUACAUGUGGAGAGUUUGUGUUCUUGUUGGAUCGAUCUGAGAGCAUGAGCUGUCCGUACGAGAAUACAACUCGCAUCAGCAGUGCAAGGGAUACUCUGCUGCUCCUGUUGAAGAGUUUACCAACAGGCAGCUACUUCAAUAUCUAUGGUUUUGGGUCCAGAUUUUCACAGAUUUUCCUGAAUAGCGUGGAAUACAGUGAGGAGAGCAUGGAGGAGGCUCUGAAGAAAGUGAGGCUGAUGCUGGCUGAUCUGGGAGGAACAGACAUUCUUCAGCCCCUCAAAUACAUUUACAGUCAGCCCUUCAUCUCCAACCUGCCUAGACAGUUGUUCAUCCUUACUGAUGGAAAAGUGGAAAACCCAAAUGAAAUUCUAGAUUUUGUGAAAAACAAUGCAGGUUCUCACAGGUGUUCCUUUUUUGGGAUUGGAGAAGGAACCAGCUCUGCUCUCAUCAAUGGGUUACCUAAGGAGGGUGGAUGUCAUGCUCAAUUCAUUACUACAGAUUUAAAUGUGUUUCUUACUGUAAUGCAGUCACUGAAAUCUGCACUAGAGCCUGUUGUCAAAGACAUCUCCGUCAUAUGGGAUUUACCAAAGGGAGUGUCUGCCACUGUCCUCUCUCCACCAAUCACAACAAUUGUCCGGGGUCAGAGGUCAACAAUUUAUGCCCAACUCAGUGGAAAGAUACUGAGUUCACAAACAGACUGCAGUGUGACAUUGAAUUACACUCUAGGAAAUCGCUCCUUCAAGAACCAACUACAGUUUCACUUGAAUCCGUCAAAGGAGACUGGGUUAACAGUCCACAGGUUAGCCGCUCGUUCUCUGAUUCGUUCUCUGGAGGUUGAGGAAAGAGACAACAGAGGAAAGUCAGAUGAAGACAUGAAGAAGAAGGUGGUGGAGCUCAGUGUCCAAUCAGGAGUGAGCAGUGGUCACACUGCCUUCAUUGCUGUCAACAAGGACAGUGGUGAUGCUGUUCAAGGACCUCUAGUGCACGGCAAGAUUCCGAGGCUUGGUGAGAUUUUUUGGCAUUUGAACUGCAGUCCAGACCUGAAGAUAGUGAAGGACAAGAUUAUAGUUGCAAAGGUUUUUAUCUUUUUGUUUUUUCUGUAUUUCUACUACAUUCAGGUCAUAUUUGACCCCCCCAAACAUGCAUUUACACUCACCAAAACCUCCAUACACCUUCAGCCUGGUGAAAAAUUAUGGAUUUUAAGGGAUCUAUAUCAGGAAAAGAAUCACAUUUUUGAGAUGUUAAAUGUAUUACUUAAGGCUGGGUAUCAGUUAGAAACAGGCUUAACAGCCAACCUGAAGAGAGGCAUCCGACAGGCCAAGACGGAUUACAAGAAGAAGAUUGAGGAUAAUUUCAACAGGAACAACACAAGGCAGGGGUGGCAAGGGAUCCAGCAAAUCACCAACUACAGGCCACGUCCUGCUUCUGUUGACGGGGACCCUUCGUUGGUGGGGGAGCUUAACCUCUAUUUUGCUCGUUUUCAGCCGGAGGUGGCUUCACAUUGUCUCCACCUCCCACCGACAUUGGACAGUCAUCAGUUUGCAUACAGGGCAAACAGAUCCACAGAGGACGCCAUUACCACCACCCUCCUCACUGCUCUGUCACACCUGGAGCAGUCAGGGAGCUAUGCGAGGCUGCUCUUUGUGGACUUAAGCUCCGCUUUUAACACCAUCCUCCCGCACAGACUGGUGUCCAAACUAGAGACCCUUGGACUCCAUGAUUCAAUCUGCCUCUGGAUCCUGGACUUCCUGACAGGCCGCACUCAAAGGGUGAGAGUAGGACUCCACAUGUCGGCAGCCCUCACCCUCAACACCGGCUCCCCACAGGGCUGCAUGCUCAGCCCCCUGCUCUAUACCCUCUACACCCACGACUGCACCUCCACUCACACAACCAUCAAGUUUGCUGAUGAUACCACAGUGGUGGGGCUCAUCUCUUGGGGGGAUGAGAGCGCUUAUCGGGACAAAGUGGAACGACUCUGUCUGGUGGUGGAUUACAGGCGGAAGAAAACGGUCAUUCAGCCCCUGUACAUCAGCUGGGACAUGGUGGAGAGGGUGGAUACCUUCAAGUUCCUGGGCGUCACCAUCCAGCAGGACCUGACCUGGAGCGCUAACACCACUGCACUGGUGAAGAAGGCCCAACAGAGAUUGUACUUUCUCGGGCUUUUGAAGAAGAACAACCUUGACGAGGAACUGCUGGACACGACACUCCAAACGAGGGAAACCCUCCACCUGGGCAUGAGACUGGGUCCUCAGCACGCUCGUGUUCUCCGGUGGGGGGCAGAGUCCGGGAGUGCCCUGGAAUUUCUUCCUCAUGCACCUCCGACGGACGUUGCGGCGGAAAGCCACCCCAGCAGAAUCCUCGACGUACACGGCGUAGUGCAGAACAAGCGAAUAUUAUCUUGUUGUCCCGAGGAGAAGGUCUGUGUGUUCUGCUCCUCUGUAUUCUUCUGCAAGAACGUGUUCUCCUGCUCUAACAUUUUUAGAAGCCUCUGUGAGCCGCCCCGCAGAGACCCUCUGCUGCAGCUCCAGAAGGCGUCCGGCUGCUGGCUGCUUGAUGAAGGUCUUCCCUCAGUGCUGGGAAAAACUAGUGAGGAGGUAGAGGAGUCAAAACCCGCAGAGGUCAGCAGUGAGGUGUGGGCCACCAUUCUGGCUCUGAUCUGGCUUCAUGGAUUCAAGAUGGAUGCAAAGGAUGAAUGGGAGCUUCUGGCUGUGAAGGCUGCUUCAUGGGUCCAAGCCCAGAAUGCUCCAUGUGUGAAGGAGUGUGUUGAUGCUGCAAAUGCUCUGCUGGGCUGCAGAGUGCAGGAGGAAGCUCUGGGGCUCUGAAGAAGGAACUGAAGUUCAAACUUAAGACAGAAGAUUUUAUUUUAAAAAUUCAAAAACUCAUGUUACGUUUUUCAAAAUCUGCAAUUGUAAAGUUUAUGCAGAGAUUUAUAACCACUACUAGCUUUAUCAUAUCAUCAUGUAGCCUUUGUGAUUCACAAUUGAUGGUUUUAUUUGAGGUUUGACACAAAUUUUCUUUGAGUAAAAAAUAUGCAUAAAUUGAUGAUUGAAAGAUGUAGUUACUCUGGCUGCCACUAGAGGGCAGGGCUCUUUAAUAGGAGCCUUAGCUUGGUUGGAGGCUCUCUUUCUCAGCGGGUUCAGGAAAGGCCGUUUCUUUAUUUCUUUCUUUAUUUUACUUUACAAUUGAACAGAAAAUGAAAGAUUAAACUAUUUAUGAAGAACAUUUUCUACUUUAAGACCUGCUAGUAAAGAUUGAUGCUUUAAAAGAGGUUUAAGAUGAGAAUAUUUGUUUCUUUAUUUAUUUUUUUGCCACAUCACAUCACAAUAGCAGCUGAAGUAGCUUUUGAUUUUCACCGACAUCAUUAUUGUAUUUUUUCAGUAAGCUUUGUAAAAUGUUUUUUACCUCAUUGUGUUGCUGUCAUUUGAAUCUUAAGGAUGUUUGAGGCACAUUGUUUGUAAUCAAGAAGGUUUGAAACACAUUUUCUGGUUAAGUUGAUCUAAUCAUGAAAGUCUGUUUUGUUUAUUUCACAAAGUAACAUAAUUAGUAAUAAAGUACCUACAGUGAAAUUUAAGUCAUUUGAAUGUUU